AUGCAGGGACAUCGUUGGAUGCCCGCAGUCGCCGUCACUUCCGCCGCCGCCAUCUCUGCGGCACCCGAGAAAAUUACUCUGACAUGGCGGACGGCCACAAUCACACAAUGCUUCGCCUUCACAUUCGAGACACCCUCGGUUUGCAACGGCCAUUGUGUCAGACCUUUUGUACAGAAGCCAGUAGCUCAGCAUGAGCCCAUCACGGUACAAAUACAGGCCCCCAGCUGCAACUCUUGUGGAUGCGACGCCUGCGCUCAUACCAUAGCGUAUACGACGACGUACGAUUCAUUUUGCUCGACCGGCCUCUCUCGUCAAGUAUACGCGGUGACAGAGACGUACAGCGGUGUUGAAGCGAAGCCUACCGUAGCUUCGUUGUCAGUGCCACUUGGCUUCACCGCCGAAGUACAGACCUGCACGACGUGCGGUGACAAGCCAGUCACGGCCACAAUUACAUACCCGGUGCCAGAUGCUGCAUAUAUCACGGACAUGUCGGGGCCAUUUCCUGCGCCACCUGGGGCAAAGAGCUACGAAAUCAACAUCAGCGGUUCACUUGGGGCUUCCCCUUCGCAAGAUGGCGAUGCCGCUGGGGCUGGCUUUGCUUCUACUGCGGCACCCACUGCAGCACCAACUCUGGGUUCUGCAGCGGGGUCAAGUCCCCCUCCCGGUCCCGGUCCGGGUUCAAUGCCAGCGUCGGGCGAGGCGAAUAGACCAGGACAAAAUUCUCUACUGGGUGGAGUGGAGGGGAGUGGGGUGUCCUACAGCGACUCUGGUAUCGCGCCGAGCCUUUCAGCUGGACAGUACGGCAAUCCGGCCUUCUCACCGAUCAACGGCGUCCCUGGCCUGGGUCCCACUCAAGGCUCAAGCUCAGGUAUCGAAGCGAAGCCCUCAUUUCCUAUAGCAUCGAACAGUAUUGUUGUGGUAACACAGGGCUCGACAGGCUGUCCACCUUUCUCUUCCCCACUGGGGCUUGCGGUGGGGUCAUUUAUCAUCUUUGUUACGAACAUCCUGUAG
Molecule: messenger RNA, 1011 nt
Organism: Colletotrichum siamense
Lineage: Eukaryota; Fungi; Ascomycota; Sordariomycetes; Glomerellales; Glomerellaceae
Exons: 2
Coding region: 1-1011 (336 amino acids)
Source: RefSeq, a predicted model, not a curated record